GGCACCGUACAGCGCAGAGCUAGAAAUCAGAUCACGAGAAGAAACACAAAUGUCAGGAACAGUUUGGAGAAGAUGGAAUUUUUUCCCUAAGAUCCACCCUCUACUCCAUAAGCACUGCCACUGACAACCAUUCUUCCUCUGGGACCUGACCCCUUCUUCCCAUCACCCUCUCCCCCACCCCCCGGAGGGCAGCUCUCCCCUUUACUCAGCCUCAGAUCUGCUCAUUUCUCCCUUCCCCAGCGAAAGCCUCCCUCUCUUAACCCCAAGAUAUCAGAGCCGGCCGUGGGCUCCGAGAAGCGAAGGGCUCUUGUCGGGCCGCUGAUGCCCGCUGGCUCGGGAACUACUCGAAGACCCUCAUACGCCUCAGGUAACUGAAAAGCCAAACUGCUGGGAAAGCAGUGUCAGGUAAAUCCCACAGAAGCUUGUGUCCGUCGCGCAGUGAUGACGUCAUGCAAGCGUUGGCACGAGGGGCGGAGCCAGGCGCCGAAAGAGCCGUUUUGAUUGGUUCCCGGUCUGGAAGGGGCGCGGGGUCUCCUGGGAUCCGGAAGAAGUCGCCUUUCUGGGCGGAAGUCGGCUCUUUGGAGUCAUAGAAGUGAGCCACACCGGGGCUGUGGAAAUAAGAUGGCGGGGAAGAAGAAUGUUCUGUCGUCUCUGGCAGUUUACGCGGAAGAUUCAGAGCCCGAGUCUGACGGAGAGGCUGGAGUUGAAACGGCAGGCAGCGCGGCUGAGGAGAAAGGCGGCUUGGUAUCCGAAGCCUAUGGAGAGGAUGACUUCUCUCGCCUUGCAGGUGAUGAAGAUGGUUAUGAAGAGGAGGAGGAUGAGAACAGCAAACCGUCGGAAGAUGACGAUUCAGAGACUGAAAAACCUGAGGCUGAUGACCCAAAGGAUAACCCGGAAGUAGAAAAGCGAGAUCCCCAGGAAUUAGUUGCCUCCUUUUCUGAAAGAGUCCGGAACAUGUCACCUGAUGAGAUCAAGAUCCCUCCGGAACCCCCCGGCCGGUGCUCAAACCACUUACAGGACAAGAUCCAGAAGCUGUAUGAGCGGAAGAUAAAGGAGGGGAUGGACAUGAACUACAUUAUCCAGAGGAAGAAGGAAUUUCGGAAUCCUAGCAUCUAUGAGAAGCUCAUCCAGUUCUGUGCUAUUGAUGAACUCGGCACCAACUAUCCAAAGGAUAUGUUUGACCCCCAUGGCUGGUCUGAAGACUCCUACUAUGAGGCAUUAGCCAAAGCCCAGAAGAUUGAAAUGGACAAGUUGGAAAAGGCCAAAAAGGAGCGAACCAAAGCUUGUUGCAGGGACGUGUCUGCAGCACCUGGGGGCCGGAGCUGUCCUUCCCCUGUGCGCACGGGCACCGCCUCCCCCGAGAUUGAGUUUGUGACGGGCACCAAGAAGGGUACCACGACCAACGCCCCGGCCACCACCACCACCACGGCCAGCACAGCCGUCGCAGACGCCCAGAAGAGAAAGAGCAAGUGGGACUCAGCCAUCCCGGUGACGACGAUAGCCCAGCCCACCAUCCUCACCACCACGGCCACCCUGCCAGCUGUUGUCACCGUGACCACCAGCGCCAGCGGCUCCAAGACCACCGUUAUCUCUGCCGUGGGCACCAUCGUGAAGAAGGCCAAGCAGUGACGCAAGGGACCCCAGGGACCGGCGUAGGGUGGCUCGGACAGUCUCCCCUCCAUGGAGGGGAGGAGCCACUCUGGGACCUGAUGAGACCUCGGCCUCCUGGGAGGUUCCCCAUUGUACGUUUCAGGAUUGGGACCCGUUCCCCUCCCUCCUGCCUGCGAGGAGCUCCAGGUGGCGUUUGGCCUGGAAGAGACGGGGCUGCACAGGAGCAGGGCUCUGUGGACAGCGCCCCCCGCGGGGUCUGCGCCCAAUUAAAAGUGCUGCGUCCUCACAUCUCGGCGUCUCGGACGCCCUGGUCUCUUCUACAGUCUGUUUUCAGGCGAAUGUGAAAACUCAAGUGUCCUCUCAUCUUUUUGGUUGGGAUCCUCACCUCAGGCACAGCGGGUGACCGCAGCCUGCAGCCGGCUCAGAGAGGGUGGCCCGAGAAGUCACCUCGGUCAUUCCCAGUGAAUGUCUCUUGGCGCGGGCAGGCAGGGGUCCUGAGAGGGGGGAAGGCCCGGGCUCCCGCUGCCCUGGUUCUGGAGCUCUGAACCCCACCAGUUGUCAGGCAGGAGCCCAGCCUGUCCUCCCCUGGGCGCAGUUGAGCCCUCCUCCAACCACCUCUUGGACACACCCUGGCCUUUGAAGUAUCACCAGUCACCAGAAGGGCGGGAGCUGACCCCUGGCCCACGCAGGGAGAGGGCAGGUCGCAGUGGGGAGAUGAAUCACCUCCUGGCCUGGCUGGGCAGCCAUUCAUUGUUUACGUAAAGUCCAGCUCCUGGGAGGAUCCGCCACCCCACCCUUCCUGCGCCUGUUAUCUCUGCCCCACAGCAGCCCUCGGGCAGCUCCAGUGGCUGCUGGGCUCCUCUGGGGCCAGAACAGAUUUCCCAGCAGCUGGCAGGCCUGGAGUCCCAGGUCUGGAGGGAAAGAGUGCUUUUCCUGCUCUUGGGCAGCUCUUUCCCCGCCAGCGGAAGGGCCGCGCGUCAGAGAAGGAAGCCAGGCUGUGAAGAGCUGACCUGCUUCCCCGGAGCGGGCAGGGGUUCAGAAAAGUGGUCCCCAGGAGGCACCGGAUGCUGGUGCAUAACUGGGGGAGUGUGACAACCCAGCCCUGUGGCCCCCAGAGCAGAGAUGGAGCCACCCCUGCGCUCUCCCCCCAAACACAUCCUCAGCUGCAGAAGAGAUCAGGUCUCCCUGUCCUUUGAGGAACUUCGCAGCCCGAGAGAGAGAGAGAGAGAGAGAGAGAGAGAGAGAGAGAGAGGGCUUCCUGCCUGCAGCCUCCGCCAGGGCCCCAGGGAGCUCAUGUGGCGGCAGCUGGGACCUCGGAAUCAGCACCUCUGCUCUGGAGCCCAGGUUAAAACAGACUGUGUUUGAGUCGUGUGUGUCUCAGGCCCUUUGCUCUGUAACUCUUCUCUCAAAUCAUGGUAAUAAAGCCUUUUGAGCUGGUUGUGAGCAA
Molecule: messenger RNA, 3058 nt
Organism: Capra hircus (goat)
Lineage: Eukaryota; Metazoa; Chordata; Mammalia; Artiodactyla; Bovidae
Gene: SAP30BP
Product: SAP30 binding protein
Exons: 12
Coding region: 622-1629 (335 amino acids)
Biological process (GO): regulation of DNA-templated transcription
Cellular component (GO): nucleus
Source: RefSeq, a predicted model, not a curated record